Adineta steineri is the source of this 639-nucleotide messenger RNA. NCBI's taxonomy places the organism in Eukaryota, Metazoa, Rotifera, Eurotatoria, Adinetida, Adinetidae. The record is from the annotation of a GenBank genome assembly.
AUGCGUCUCGAAACAUGUUAUUACUGUUCAUCGACGGUCUGGCCUGGUCAUGGCAUUCAAUUUGUACGAAAUGAUUGCAAAAUUUUUAAAUUUUGUCGGUCACGUUGUCAUCGUGCAUUUAAGAAAAAAUGGAAUCCACGUAAAUCACGAUGGACAAAAGCACAUCGUAAAUUUACUGGAAAAGAUUUAACAACUGAUACAACAUUUGAAUUCGAAAAACGUCGACAUGAACCAGUAAAAUACGAUCGUGAAUUAUGGCAAAAUACAGUCAAAGCCAUGGGAAGAAUUGAAGAAAUCCGUACUAAACGAGAACGACAUCAUAUUAUGAAACGUCUUCGACAAGGUACACUUGAUCGAAAGGCUGCUGAUUUACGUGAAGUACGUGAUUAUAUUCAUCUUGUUCGAGCACCAAAUGCAACAAAACCAAUGGAAGAAAUUGAAAUGGUACAGACAGCUAUGCAAAGACGUGAAGAAAACGGUGAACUUCUAACUAAAAUUGGUACAACAGUAUCAACAACAAAAAAACUAACAGCAUUACGUCGUCGUCCACUGACAAUUAAUCGUCCACCGAAAAUUAGUGUUGUAAUCGAAACAUCAGAUUAUGAGCAAGCAGCUGCUAAUGAUGAUGAUAUGGAAUAA